GUUUAAGUAAGCAACCAUGGGAAUUUGGGUGACAAUCAGUUUGUUGUACGCAACAAUCGUUUUUGUAGAAGCCGCUUCUAUCCAAAAUGACCAGGAAGUCGCCGCAGCCGCAUUUUUCCGAGAAAAUCCCUACAUUCAUAGAAUGUUUCAGACCUUUUACAAUAACCACUUUGUAGCAUCCACGGAACUACAGAAGAAGCAAGACGUCUAUGGAUACUCGAAUAGUGCGCAAGAAAACAACCAACAUGUAGUCUACCAACCGGUGGAAGAUUACAUCUAUCAUACCUACGGCGACGAUUCUGAACUGUACGAAUUGAAGAAGAAGAAAAAGAAGCAGGUCCACUAUCAUCAACACAAACAUUUGCACGAGCACGAUCACAACCAAGAGCACAUCCACAAACAUCAAUCUUCGCAUCAACACGAAGAGCAGCACGGUCAUCAGCAUCAAGGUGGGCACACGCAUCAGCACAGCGCGCAGCAUUCUCAUGACCAUCAGAACAGUCAUUCGCAUGAUCAUGUUGGAAGUCACAAACACGAGCAUGCAGGACAACAUGAACAUCAACACAACUCAGCCCACCAACAUGGUCAUCAGCACGGCCACAAACACACCCACAGCGGCCACCACAGCCACGAUCAUAAACACGAGGAGGGCCAUACUCACGACCAUCACCAAUCUCAUUCUCACGGCCACGAUCACAGUCACAAACAUUCCGGCAAGCAUUCGCACCAUCACAAGGAAAGCGCCAAACAUGGUCACAAACACAGUCACGGUCAUAAGGAAGGUCACAGCCAUCAUUCGUCACAUAAGCACAGCCAUAGUCAUAAAAAAUGGUGA
Molecule: messenger RNA, 835 nt
Organism: Aethina tumida (small hive beetle)
Lineage: Eukaryota; Metazoa; Arthropoda; Insecta; Coleoptera; Nitidulidae
Product: histidine-rich glycoprotein-like
Exons: 3
Coding region: 17-835 (272 amino acids)
Source: RefSeq, a predicted model, not a curated record